CUGCCCCCUUCCGGGAUGGUGCCGGUUAUUUAUUGCGCUGCCCGGCACGGGCUGUCCCCAGGGCUCGGUGUCCCCUUUCAGCGCCGGCCGCGUGCCCUUGAAGCGGCGGCGGUGGCUCCCCGUGGGGUCCGCGGCGUUCACGGCCAGUCGCCCGCACCCUGGAGCCUCCCGGGCACAUACAGCAGGGAGACGAGGUGCUUCUCCUUUGGCCACCUGCUGAUCCAAUCCCGCCUUUCCCCCUUUCCUAGGCAUCGCUCUGUUCUGGGGAACAACUGUGAGAACUCUUCCCGAUGCCCUCAGAACAUGUCUGAUUGGACAAGUCUGUGGUAUGUCUGGUUGAUCUUGCUGACGGUGUUCCUGCUCCUGCUCUGUGGGGUCUCAGUGAGCUGCAUCAAAUUCUGCUGCCGGAAGAAGAGGCUUCCAGUGGAGACCUUCCCUCGGCACCCUUGUGACUUGACAGUGAUUGGCCUUGACAGUGACAGCACUGCCCACAGCACAGUGACCUCAUAUAGCUCAUGGCAGUACCCUCCAAGUGUCCAGAUUCCCUCAGUAUUUGUGGAUAUGGAUAAGAACACUGUGUCCCCUCCAGCUUACAGCCUCUAUGCUAUGGACCUGCCACCUUCCUAUGAUGAAGCUGUUCAAAUGGGAAAGCAAGUGGCAUGGACAAACCAGAAACUUAAUGACAUCCCUGAACAGGUGACACCAGGUGGGCUAAAUCUCAGCCAGUCCCCACCUGACACAAUCAAUAGAGAUCCAGCAACACAGACAAAGUCAGAAGAUUCAGAAGAUGCCAGAAAAGAACAGCCACAGGUCUGACUCAGUUCAGAUGGGGAGUAAAGUAAAGGAAGGACAGUAAGAGUUAAAGAAGAUGUGAAGAGUUUGGACUUAUUAGUAGGUUAUGAUAGAAAGAUGUUUCUUUUCAUGCCCUUGUAAUAUCUGUCAGAAGAAAUGUUUUCUGUGGCUGCUGUAAUCCCCUGGUAAAGCUUCUUCAUGGAUAUGAAAUGAGGUAAAAGAGCAGCAGUUUAAAAAUGCCUGUAAAAGUGGGAUGUGAAUGUAUGUUCAUCUGAUAAAAAAAAUUGCUUGUGUCCAGCAAUAAAAAAGGUCAGGAGAAUUUUGCCACCUUGGGAAUACACACUCAGAACAGUACAAACAGGAAGUUGUUGUUCUAGAACAGAAGUUUCCCAAGCUGGAAUUGAAGGGGGAAUCCCAGCAAGUGACACUGAAUAGCCUCUGUAGUUUCUCUUCUUUUGAGAACAUCAACUGCCCAGGAAACUGCUGAGGACAAAGUGAUGCACAAUAGCUCAUGUUCCUCAAGGAGCAGAAAGAUGCCAGGACAGGAGAGUGUGGAGGGAGUUGCUUUUUCACAGGGAGUGAGACAGAUGAGACACAACACUUAUGUGGUGGUAGUGGUGGUCAUGAGACCCCAAGGGAUUGUUUUUGAGGUUCUGUAAAUCUUUCCAUUUCUAUUUCCAAGAUAUGUUGCCUUGUGGGUGGGUUCCCUUUGCUGUUUUUUUUUUCCAGAUAAAGUACACAUUAAUUCCAAAGAGACACUUGCACACAUGGUUUGGUACUACUGAUGUGUUUCAAAUAUUCAUCAAAUAUUUCAAAGAUAUUUUGCUAUCUGCUUAGGUGUCAGGGUCUCAGACAGCACAGGGAAGAAAAAUCAUGGGUUCCUGACAGCUUUUACCAGUUCAGAACAUGGACAAGUUCAGGAAAGAGCAGGGUGACACAAAACAUGCUUGUGCUGAGCCAUCCAGAAUAAGUUAGAGAUACAAAUACCACAGUACAUGCUGGGAAAAAGUUCAAAGAAAUUACUCUUAGGGAUGGUUCCUUGUGAAGUACUGAUAGAGGGAUAACUGUUGAGCAUUAUUUUAGAGCUGGGAACUUGGAGCUGAUUACAGCAGUCGCAGCCCAGACAAAAAUAUGGGCUCCAGAGGCAGGGUUUUUAAUGCCAGCUCUUUCCCUUGCCCCUCCAUAUUCUAAAUGGUCCAAAUUUUGUCCACUCCUGAGCAGUGAUUUUCUUUGAAUCCACUUCAGCACGGUGCUAAUCUGGCUGCUUUAAGAACAUGAGCAAUUGACAGGGUGGCUCAUUGCUCUGGGUAAGAGCAGCAAGCAAAGCCUGAGAGCCCAGUGAAUAAAGCAUAAACUUAGGUGUCUGUCAUUAACAGGCAGUAGAAGUGGUGGGCACAAAAGCCUGCACAGCUUUUAGAAGACUGUUAUUCUCUGACAACCAUUACUGCAAGAACUGCCCUGGGAAUGAGCACUAAUGAUUGAAAAAUGAAGAUCUCUGCCAGACACAGGCCUGAGAUGCUGCUGCAUAGUCGUGUGUGAGCUGUCCACGAGUCUGACUCCCCAGGAGAGGCUCGCUUCUAUAUUUAAGUUGCAUGUAACGUACUAUGAGGGUUGACUGGUAUAACAAAUCUGCUUCUCUUGUCUCCUCUCUGUCAUCCUUCAUUAUAUUUCUCCUGUUUUA
Parus major (Great Tit) is the source of this 2473-nucleotide messenger RNA. It is a transcript of the gene TMEM52, whose product is annotated as transmembrane protein 52. The coding region runs from base 16 to 816 and encodes 266 amino acids. The transcript is spliced from 4 exons. The record is from RefSeq and is a predicted model, not a curated record. Lineage: Eukaryota; Metazoa; Chordata; Aves; Passeriformes; Paridae.